This is a messenger RNA of Solanum pennellii, 721 nucleotides long. RefSeq names its product auxin-responsive protein SAUR32. The coding region runs from base 238 to 567 and encodes 109 amino acids. The transcript has a single exon. The record is from RefSeq and is a predicted model, not a curated record. Gene Ontology annotation, biological process: response to auxin. Lineage: Eukaryota; Viridiplantae; Streptophyta; Magnoliopsida; Solanales; Solanaceae.
AUCCCCUCAUACUCUAUCUCUUCCUAGUUAUUCUAAUUUCUUUUUCUCUCUCUAUAUGUUAAUAAAAAUUCAGCCAUGAUUAAUUUUCCAAUCUCUCUCAGAUAUUCAUCAUUAGCCUUUUUCAAACAAUCCAUUUCUGCUAAUCCUUGGCCCAAUUCCCUCUGAAACAAAUCUCUAUUUCUCCUCUGUUUUGCAUAAUUUUGUGUUGAAUUUACAGUAAUUAAUUAAUCAAAAAGCAUGGGUGGUGGAGAGAGAAGUAUACUUCACUUUCCACACCUCCAUAUUCAUCAAAGUGGAAAGAGUAAACAGGGUAAAAGAGAUGUGCCGAAAGGAUACCUGGCGAUUAAAGUAGGGCAAGCAGAGGAAGAGCAACAGCGAUUCAUCGUCCCUGUUUCUUACUUCAAUCAUCCCCUUUUCAUUCAAUUGCUCAAAGAGGCGGAAGAAGUUUAUGGAUUUCAUCACAAGGGAACCAUUACGAUUCCUUGUCAUGUUGAACAAUUUCGAUGUGUUCAAGGCAAAAUUGAUAAACACCAUACCCAUCUUCAUGUUCCGUGUUUUAGGGCAUGAGAUUCAAAUUAGGCGUUUUUGUUGCUUUCGGUGCAGGCGGUUAGUGAUAAUGAGGACAAACUUUUUCUGUUUCGGUUUCUGGAUGGUUUGUUAUGGGUCACUGGAGUUGUUAGCUCAAGGAAUUUAAUGAAAUGAAAUUUUACGUACUUUCUAA